This is a messenger RNA of Rhagoletis zephyria (snowberry fruit fly), 861 nucleotides long. RefSeq lists its product as uncharacterized. The record is from RefSeq and is a predicted model, not a curated record. Lineage: Eukaryota; Metazoa; Arthropoda; Insecta; Diptera; Tephritidae.
GUUCCAGUUGUUGUGUCAGAUGUGAAAGCGACAUUACCGUCAACUGCAACCACUACAACUACAACUGGCGGCAGCCCGCAACGCAGUUCAAAGCUGCCAACAAAGUGUACCGCCCCCGUGACUACUUCAAAAUCAACCCCGGCAGCCACCAGCCGUAAAAUACCGAUUGCUGCGAAAUCAGGCUCACCAAAACACCGUAAAGUAAUCGCAACAGCUAGUGCAGUUACAAGCGCCGCCAUGCCCCAGCGCUCCAACAGCAAUGCGGCCAUACGUGUGACCAGCAGCGCAGCGCGCAUUACACGCGUAUCGACUACGACGCCUCCUACGCGCAGCAAUUCAAAUCUCAACAGCCGUGAUACCGCCACAACGGCUGCAGCGCAUGCUACAAAAAAUGCAGUGGCAAAAAUCAAUCAAGCGCAAAGUCGCAUCGCCAACAUUUGGAAGCGCGUAAAUGACGCAAAAAGCAUACGGCAAGACCAGCAAAAGGGGCCGCGCGUCAGCGCAGCACGUGGCUCUGCUGCAGUGGUGAGUAAACUGAAGUCGCAGCAAACGAAGUCGUCGCCGGCACUAAAUGCGCCCAAGACUACAGUGGGUCAACGAACGACGCAGCAGCAGCAACAACUGCAAAAGAAGCAAACGCUGAUACGUAGCUCAACAUUCGAUAAUACGCCGAAAGGUGUCGACGGUGAGCUACAAAAUGGAGCAGUAAAAACUGCAGUGAACACGGUUGGUGGUAGGCUGGCAGGAUUGCAGCGAGGCGGUAGAAAGUAAGAUGACAAAGUAAACUUUUAAUAGCCGUACAACUAACGCAAUUUUAUUCGGUAAUCAGAUUAGAUUAUAGAACGAACGUAAUACUUGUCA